Messenger RNA from Cordyceps fumosorosea ARSEF 2679, 2082 nucleotides. RefSeq names its product WD40 repeat-like-containing domain protein. NCBI's taxonomy places the organism in Eukaryota, Fungi, Ascomycota, Sordariomycetes, Hypocreales, Cordycipitaceae. Gene Ontology annotation, molecular function: protein binding. The record is from RefSeq and is a predicted model, not a curated record. Bases 1 to 2082 code for a protein of 693 amino acids. The transcript is spliced from 2 exons.
AUGACCUCGUCAACACCUCCCCGUAUACGACGGACCACACAAAAUACCCUUCUCACAUAUAAUCUCUCUCGACGGAUACACGACGUGCAAACAUACCCCAUUCAAUCUCCCCAAGGAGCGACUAUCUUAAUAUACGGCCAUGAAACCGGCGUAACUGUCGUAUGGCGCGGUGGCCGUCGCUUUAAGCCCUCCCGGAAGCCGGAGCCCGUUAAGCAGCAGCAGAAUGGAGGCGCCGCCGACGCUGGUGUCAUGGUUAUUGACUCGGACGAUGAAGAGCCGCCAGCCAGCAAGACGACGGCGAGCGCCACCGGCGCCUUCGUGGACAAGCCCGAGUUCGAAGCCGCGAUCGAAGAAGGGCCGUACCCCGAGAUCAUCCAGACCCUCGACCUCACGCUUGGCGCGUCGGUGCUUCACGUGGCCGUCCCGCCCGACAGCCUUGGUGGUGAUAAGCUCGUCUUUGCGGUGUCAUGCGCUGGCAACGACGCCUACGUGAUCACGCUCCCGAGUACGCCGCCGUCACCAGAGAGCAAGGCGCGCCCGGAGCUUCGCGUUGACCUGCUGGCGGGCCAGGCUGGCUCGGGCGCGUGGGGCGAGUUGCUGAUUGCGCUGGGCGGCCAGACAAGACCGAGCGACGGUCUCGCCAUCGCGCUCGCGCAAACGUCCGAGUCGACGCAGCUGUCCAAGCCACCCCGCCUCAUCGUCGCCGCGCACUCCAAGCAGGCGUCUGGUGUCCUGCGGCUCUGGGACGUUGCGCUGGAUUUGAAGUCGGACCGAUCGCUGGAGCCUUUUCAGACCGAGUACCUGCCCAGCCCACUGAAGAGGAUAUCCUUCAACCCAACCCACAGCACACAGCUCCUCACCGUGUCCGCCACCGACGCCGUCCGGAUCUACGACUACGCCGCUCCGUCUAUACUCAAUGACCCGGACUCCACUGGCCCAUUUCCUAGCCAGGGCUCGUGGCUCCUCUCUCUAUACCAGCCCUUUGCGAAACCGUCGUCGGCGAGGAAGCCGAUCCUCGACGCUGCCUGGAUAUCGAAGGGCCAAGCAGUCUUUGUCCUGCUCGCCGAUGGCAUGUGGGGGAUCUGGGAUAUUGACGGCGUGAGCCCGCUGUCUGCCAGCGCGAACAUGUCGACAAAACUCAAAUCUGGCGUUCGCGGUGCGGCGCUGACGGCGUUUAGCAUAUCGGGCUACAUCGAAGGCACGGGCUCCCUGCGCAGCAUCGCCAACCAACAAAAGGAGGCGCAGCAGGGGGAGUUUGCGCCCAUGACGCCGCAUACUCGCAAGCAAGCGACUGCUUCGCUGAGCUCGACCAACACGUUGGAUAGACUCUCCAGCGUGCACGGCGGUGUGCGCACGACGGUGAUUCCGUCGCCCAAAAAGUCCUCGCAGGAGGAGGCUCUGGUCCUCUGGCUUGGUGGCCUGGAGCAUGUCUGCGUGGUACCCGCCGUCUCGCGCUUCUGGGAGUCGCAGCUGAACAAGGGAUCUACCGCUGGCGUGAAUCUCUUCAGCGGUGGACUGCCCACGCGGAUGAUAAAGCUUGCUGAUCUAAGCACCGGCUUGCUUGGCGAGCCGUGCCGCGGCGUCGACCUCAUCCCAGCAAGGAGCACUGGCUCGGUGGCCGAGGGCGGCAUGUCUGUGGAGGUGGUCAUCCGUGGCGAGACUCGACUCGUCAUUGCCCAAGACGGCGACGAGAGCGGCAGCAAGAAGCUAUCGCUGUACAGACCCAGACGCCUGUUCUCCAAGGAGCACCCGAGCGCCAUCAUCGUGCACGGCGAGACCAACAGAGCCCGGCCAAACCUGUCCUUUAACCUCAGCACAGCCAAGGCCGGGUCGCUGCGUCUCAAGUCGACGGCUCCCAUCGAUCAAGAUCACGAUAUGGAUGACGUGUCAUUCAAUGGUGCAUCACGGCCGCGCGUCGGCUUCGACUUUGCCAAUACCCUCAGCGCUGCGGCGGAUGAGUCGGCGGACAUUUCCCGCGACGUCGAGGCUGAGAUGUUGGGGAUCAUGGAGAUAGAUCAAGCACUGGAUUCCAUGAAUGGAACCCCGACCAAGAGCCGAAAGAGGGUUUUUUUUGACGAGUAA